AUGAAACUAAUUCAACUCGACCUCACAUUAUUUGAUGAAAAAGCGAUCUCAUGGAAGUUUAAUUUCCGCGAAUUUGGUGUCGAUAAAGAUCUCCAAAACUCAGAUUCUAUCGCAUUGCUCAAGCGCCAAGACAUUGAUUUCUCAAAGAACAAGCAAGCGAGAAUAUGUUCCUUUCACUUUGCCAAGUUGUUUGUGGCAUCUGAACUUUCGAUGGCCCUGACAUGGCUAAACCAAAAUCCGACAUUGGUGUUCGAUAUGAAGCAGAUAAUGAGAAUUCAUCGGGUUAACGGCGGCCAUGAUCGGGUCGCAGAGUUUGAAUGUCGGGUUAUGAGUCUUUCUUCAUAG
Messenger RNA from Fraxinus pennsylvanica, 345 nucleotides. Lineage: Eukaryota; Viridiplantae; Streptophyta; Magnoliopsida; Lamiales; Oleaceae. The record is from the annotation of a GenBank genome assembly.